This is a messenger RNA of Alternaria ventricosa, 1182 nucleotides long. RefSeq lists its product as uncharacterized. NCBI's taxonomy places the organism in Eukaryota, Fungi, Ascomycota, Dothideomycetes, Pleosporales, Pleosporaceae. The transcript is spliced from 2 exons. Bases 1 to 1182 code for a protein of 393 amino acids. The record is from RefSeq and is a predicted model, not a curated record.
AUGGGGUGUUGUAACAUAUUCAAGCUUCCGCGCCGAAAGCAGCGAGAGAAACCUGGAACACCGAUACCGCCCAUUCCCGUGCCCAUCAGUGACGACUCACAAGAGAAGCGGAGCGAGGAGCGGCCGAAAAGUUCCGUCACGACCGAUCUUCAAUCUAAGAGCACCGGGACUCCGGAACCCGCAGCGCAGAGCGUACCCGGACGUCUCUGGAAUCUGGCCUAUGACCAGCUCAAAGCAAAGAAUCCCAGAUUGAUCGAACACUAUGAGGUUAUUCUCUCAAGUAGACUCGACGAUCGAGCGCUCGAUGCAACAGACGUUGACCUUCAAUCCAAUAAGAUUAGCUCGGGGCUUCACAGAUCGCUUCAAAUGCGACAGCUUGUCGAUACCAGUUUGGAAAGAACAGAGAAGGAAGCUGCGACCAAAGAAGCAGUCGCGCAAGGCCUGCAGAUAUUCACUGUUGUCAAGGAUAGCGUCGCAACAGCUAUCAGAGCCUCUCCAGAAGCUUCUGUGGCCUGGGUACCGAUCUGCUUUGCUCUUGACAUACUUUUGAACCCGCUCACUCAAGCUUCUUCUAACAGAGAAGGAAUCGCCUACGUGGUGUCGAGAAUGGACUGGUACUGGCACCUAGCCGAUCUUCUUCUAGAGAACAAUCAAGAAGUACAACGAUCACAGCCUCUGCAAGAGCAACUUGAGAAAAAUCUCGUGGAACUUUACGCCAGUCUCCUAGAAUACCAGGUGAAGAGCAUAAUCACGUACCAUCGGCGACGUGGCAUCGUCUUCGCAAGGGACCUUAUCAAGUGGGAUGACUGGGAAGGCGAGCUGGCAGCGAUCAAGGACACGGAAGAGUCAAUACGGCAAGACGCAGCGCAAUUCAACACGCUUGAGAUUCGCGAUCAACUUCAGACCAUCGCCAAGAAGGCCGAAUCACAGGAUACCAGCUUGCAUAACAUCGUGUCUAGUAUCCAAGAGCAGACAAGGCGCGCUGUAGAAGAUACGAAGACUGCUGCGGACAACGCAUGUCUUCGUGACUGGUAUUUGACCAAUCCCAGCGACGACAAGAAACGUCUGGAAGAUGCAAAAGGGGGUUUACUAGAUGGCUCUUUUCGAUGGAUUCUGGACAACGCGAUCUAUCAGCGAUGGUGCGAAGACCCUGAUAUGCGACUAUUAUGGAUUGAAGGGUAA